This is a messenger RNA of Chironomus riparius, 2553 nucleotides long. NCBI's taxonomy places the organism in Eukaryota, Metazoa, Arthropoda, Insecta, Diptera, Chironomidae. The record is from the annotation of a GenBank genome assembly.
AUGUUUUCAGCAGUUUUUAAUAAGACUUUUGCUAAUAAAGACUUAAAGUGCAUUAUGAGGGAAAUUUUGAUGCGAAUUUUAUUAUUAGUGGCGAUUUUUGGAAUACCUUUGGAAGCCAAAAGAGUUCCAUUUGUGAUAAAUACUUGGAACUUUACUAAUGCAACUAUUAAAGCCUGGGAUGUUGUUAAUAGACAAGGAAAAUCUGCUAUUUCAGCAGUUGUAGAAGGUUGUACAGUCUGUGAAGUUGAACAAUGUGAUGGUUCUGUUGGCUAUGGAGGAUCACCAAACGAAGAAGGUGAAACAACACUCGAUGCGAUGAUUAUGGAUGGAAAAACAAUGAAAGUUGGAGCUGUUGGUGGACUUAGAAGUAUUAAAGCAGCCAUUUCAGUUGCUUGGCAUAUCUUUUACUAUACAAAGCACACUUUACUAGUUGGUGACCAAGCAACAGAAUUUGCUAUCAAAAUGGGAUUCAUUAAAGAAAGUUUAUCAACUGAAAGUAGUGAAAAUAUUAUAACAAAUUGGAUGAAUAACAGCUGCCAACCAAAUUACUGGAUGAAUGUUAUGCCAACUCCUACUUCUGGCUGUGGCUCUUAUGAAAAAAUAGAAUCAAUUGAAGGACAACGAAUACAAGUGCAAAUGGUUCAAAAUGAUGACAAUAAUCAUGACACAAUUGGAAUGAUAGCAAUUGAUAAGAAUGGAGAUGGCUCAGGAGCUUAUGCUGACAACAGUGCUGGCGGAGCAGCAGCCACAGGAGACGGUGACGUAAUGAUGAGAUUUUCCCCUUCCUUUUUGGCAAUAGAAUUCCUCCGUAAUGGACUUACACCUCAACAAGCCGCCGACAGAGUAAUCAAUCGUAUUGCUCAAUAUUAUCCAAACAAUGCAGCUGCAAUUGUCGUUGCUGAUAUGGAAGGAAACUAUGGAGCUGCAUGUCAAAUUUUCUCGUCAUUUCCAAUUUCAAUUUACUAUCCAGGACUAGAUGAAGUAAAGGUUGAAGUUACGAAAUGUAGACAAAUAAAUGAGGAAAUAUUAACAACACCGGGCACAGCAAGUCACAUGACUCUAUGGCUGAUUGGAGAAAAGCAAUUGAAAUUUGUGAAAAAAAUCGAAGACAAUGACAAUUUGAAUAUUUUAAGUCAUCAUCUUACAAAUUUUAUGCCAAAUACUUAUACAUUUACAAAACAAUUAGCUGAGAGUGUGGUUGAAGAUUACAAAGAGAAAUUGCCAAUUGCUAUUGUUAGACCUUCGAUUAUAAUCAAUGCAAUUGAUGAGCCAAUGGGUGGAUAUAUUGACAAUUUCAAUGGACCAAUCGGAUUGUGCCUUGGAAUAGCAACUGGAGUAAUCAAAACUUUAAAUUGUAAUUCAAAUCACAUCAUGGAUCUGGUUUCUAUUAACAUUAUUGUUAAAGCUAAUAUUAUUGCUGCUUGGAGAAAAGCUCAUGAUGCAUCUGGAUCAUCUGGAUUACCCAAAGCUUUUGCAUCAAAACAAAACUUUUCUCUUGAGAAGAUGUGUGACUUAUUAAAAACUGGAAGCUAUGAAGAAUUUCCAAUGGGUCGAAAAAUGCUCUUCUUGCCAAGCUUUGACUUUAGUUUGUGGAAAUCAAAAAUCUUAAUUGAAUGUUUCCUGCUGCAGCUUUUGCAUGCAAUGUUUUUGGACUUUAUUUUAUCAUUGAUUGGAAAAAAGUUGAGAAUGAUGAAAAUUCAGCGUAAAGCAUUUGAAGCUUCAAAAGCAAUAAAAUAUUUUACAACACACAAUUGGACUUUUAAGGAUGAAAACUUUGACAGUUUCAGUGCAAUAUUAAAAGAAGAUGAUGUCAGAGCUUUUGACAUUCUUUUGUUUCCACAUGAAUAUAAGUGUACUUGGUACUAUCGAUGUGAACAAAGUGGUCCUAUUUUAAUGGAAUGCUGGCCUCCAGGAACACAUUUUAGUCCAAAUUCAAAUAGGUGUGAAUGGGAAUCAGUCGCAAAUUGUACACUGCCUGGAGUUCCACCUACAUCAACAGUCCGGCCAACGACAACUUCUAGAACAAUUGCUCUGACAACGACAGUUCCAACAACAACAACAAUUACGACAACGACAGUUCCAACAACAACAACAAUUACGACAACGACAGUUCCAACCACAACAACAACUCCAACAACGACAGUCACAACAACUAAAACUACAACAACAACAACUCCAAUAGUCCGAACUACUACAACAACAGUUCCUACAACAACUCUACAGCCAACAACUACCACAACAACAACAAUGUCAAGGUCAACGACUUCAUCAUUUAUCGUUCCAACAGUCCCGGUAGCUACAACAACUCCAAGAUUACCCACGACAACAACUAAAUUAACAACUUCAACAACACAGCCACCUCCGCUAUGCCCAGAAGUUGAUGACCCUAAUGUUUUGAUAUUUUUACCGAAUCCCCAGGAUUGUAGAUCAUACUUUUUAUGUUUUAAUGGAAUGAAACUUCCGAGGAGUUGUGCUAAUGGAUUUUAUUGGGAUGUUGACAACCUCUGGUGUAAUGUGAGAGAGGAAGUAAACUGUGGAUCAAGAAAUAAUUAA